This is a messenger RNA of Phytophthora sojae, 183 nucleotides long. RefSeq lists its product as hypothetical. The record is from RefSeq and is a predicted model, not a curated record. The annotation marks the transcript as partial. NCBI's taxonomy places the organism in Eukaryota, Oomycota, Peronosporomycetes, Peronosporales, Peronosporaceae. Gene Ontology annotation, molecular function: metal ion binding. The transcript has a single exon.
AUGGAUUCUUCCCAGACGGCAACAACUCGCUCGCCGUGGGUAAAUGAUGAGGAACGGUUCAAUUGCUUCAUUUGCAGCAAAGACUUCACGGUGUUCCGACGUAAGCACCACUGCCGCGUGUGCUUCGAGAUCAUCUGCCACAACUGCUCCCUGACACGGAAGAAGAUGCGGGUUUGUGUAGUC